Molecule: messenger RNA, 432 nt
Organism: Lingula anatina
Lineage: Eukaryota; Metazoa; Brachiopoda; Lingulata; Lingulida; Lingulidae
Biological process (GO): extracellular matrix organization
Molecular function (GO): extracellular matrix structural constituent conferring tensile strength
Source: RefSeq, a predicted model, not a curated record
GGCCCACCUGGCCCCCCUGGUCCCCGUGGACUGGAUGGCCUGAAGGGCCAAAAGGGUGACUCUGGCGAGAUAGGACUGCGAGGAGAGGCUGGCAAAAGGGGUGAAAGAGGUGAAAAGGGGGACAGAGGGUUGCAAGGUCUUGUUGGAAAUCCUGGAGUCCCUGGUGAAAGAGGAGAAGUGGGAAGGGAUGGAAACAAAGGAGAACCGGGUCAGCCAGGUCCCCGUGGUGUAAUUGGUGUCGCAGGUCCAGCAGGUCCAGAGGGAGAAAGAGGACCAAUUGGUAAACCAGGACAGAAGGGAGAACCUGGUGUGCCGGGUAAGCCUGGCCCACCAGGAGAAGUAAAACUUAAGGAUAUGGCAGAUCUCCAAGGCGCUAUGGGUCCAGCUGGGCCACCAGGUCCCCCUGGUAAACCAGGCACAUCAGGAGACAGA